Molecule: messenger RNA, 3501 nt
Organism: Pediculus humanus corporis (human body louse)
Lineage: Eukaryota; Metazoa; Arthropoda; Insecta; Psocodea; Pediculidae
Product: regulator of nonsense transcripts, putative
Exons: 6
Coding region: 1-3501 (1166 amino acids)
Biological process (GO): nuclear-transcribed mRNA catabolic process, nonsense-mediated decay
Cellular component (GO): exon-exon junction complex; cytoplasm
Molecular function (GO): RNA binding; protein binding
Source: RefSeq, a predicted model, not a curated record
AUGACAGAUAGUAAAACACCAAGCAAAGGUGAGGGAGAAGAAGGAAAAAAAGAAUUAAUCAAACCGGAAGAUGAAGAUGAAAACGAUGACGAAUCGAAAAAAUUAGAAAUGGAUGAUGGGAAAAAAGAAGAAGAAGAAGAAGAAGAAAAGAUAAAAAAACAAGCUCUUUUAGAUUACAUUGAAGAACUUGAGAAAAAAGAUAAGAGAAGACAGGAAGCGAGAAAUAAAAAUAUUAAUGUUAAAAGACCCGAAGAAUCAUAUUUUUCAAAAUUGGAUUCGAAUUUGAAAAAAAAUACAGCAUUCGUUAGAAAAGUUAAAAAUUUUUCAGCCAAUCAAUUAAAUGGUUUACUCAACGAUUUAAAAGUUUUAAAUUUAUCUAAAUAUGUGACUGAAAUUGCAUCUGCAGUGACUGAAGCCAAAUUAAAAGUUGCCGAUAUAUUACCAGCUUGUGAAUUGUGUUGUGCACUACAUAGAUUAUAUGCCGAUUUUGAAAAUGCUCUCAUGGAGUGUUGGAAAAAGUCAUUGACAAUAAAAAGUGAUGAACCAGUCUCGAAUAAUCUUAAAUAUAAAAUCGAUUUAAAAUUAUAUGCAGAAUUGGUUUUGUUAGGACUUUGGGCAGUACCACCUCCAUCGAGAGGUUUACAACUGUUAGGUUCGAUAAUAUUAAGUUUAGUUCAUAAUCAAAAAGAAGAUUUUAGUAAUAUAUCAGCCAUAUUAAGUUUUCUUAGAAGUUUCGGAGAUGUUUAUGCCGGUUUGAUACCAAGAGAAAUGGCUGAAGCAUCUAAGAAAUUUAAUAUAUCAAUUCCUAGUAUGACAAUUAUACCAAGUGAAAAACAUAAAACAGUUAGGCAAGUUUUUCAAGAUUAUUAUGAUUCAUUUUGUAAGCACUUAAUUAAAAAUCACAAUGAGUUACAGAAAUUUGAAACUCAUAGUCGAAGCAUUUUACAAACAAAAGGUGAAUUAAGUACUAAUAGAAAAGCAGAAUAUAAUGAUUUAUUAACGGAAUAUAAAAAAUUAUUGGAUUAUGCUAGACAAUUUAGUGAAAUAUUAAAUGCUCCAAUGCCAGUGCUGCCAAUAGAAGAAGUUACAAAAUCAGAAACGACAGUCAUUGACGAAUUACUUUUAAGUCACGAUGAAAGAUUUCCACUGGGAAUAUGGGAAGAUGAAGAAACUCAAAGAUUUUACGAAUGUUUACCGGAUUUGCAUGUUUUUCUACCGCAACUCCCUAUCGAUGCGCCCAAACAAAAAAGGACGUCGAUAUCGGAAAUAAGCGAAGAAAUAUUAGACGAAGAAAUAGAAUUGCCAACGGAUGAAACGGACGAGGAAAAAAAACCGGAAACGGAACACGAAGUCGAAGCUGUGACGGAUACUAAGACGAAAUACAUAUUCAACGAUUUUUUAUUUCAUUUACCGAGUUGUUGCAAUAGGGACACGGUCGAUAACAUGGCCAUCGAAUUCGUGUUGAAUUUAAAUACGAAACACAAUCAGAAAAAAUUAGCCAAACAUUUGUUCGGAGUUAAUAGAACGAGACUCGAUUUAUUGCCAUUUUAUUCGAGAUUGGUUGCCACGAUUCAUUUGGUGGCACCCGACGUUGCCACCGACCUUUGUCAAAUGCUCAAACAAGAUUUCCUUUAUCACGUUCAAAAAAAAGAUCAAAUAAAUAUCGAAUCGAAAAUAAAAGUCGUUCGAUUCAUCGGCGAAUUGAUUAAAUUUAAAAUGUAUUCGAAAUUGGAAGGUUUAUUUUGCAUAAAAAUCCUGCUCCAAGAUUUCAGUCAUCAUCAUCACAUCGAAAUGGUUUGUAAUUUAUUCGAAACGUGCGGACGAUUUUUAUUCAAUCAUCCCGAGAGUCGACAAAGAACCAAAGUUUAUUUAGAACAAAUGAUGAGGAAGAAAUCCGUCAUGGCACUGGAUUCGAGGUAUGCCACGAUGACGGAAAAUGCAUUCUACGCCGUCAUACCUCGCGAGGGUGGACAAACCGUUAAAAAAGAAAGGCCACCCAUACACGAAUUCAUAAGGCAAAUAUUGUACCACGAAUUGAGUAGGCAAAACGUAAGCAUGGUCAUUAAACUCUUACAUAAAGUCGAUUGGAACGAUCCGGAACUUUCGGCUUACGUCGUCAAAUGUUUGGUCAACGCUUGGAACGUUAAAUAUUUCAAUAUAAAAACAUUGGCCGGAUUGGUGGCCGACAUAUCUCGUCACUAUGAAAAAAUUCAAAUUGAAGUUGUCGACGGAGUAUUGGAAGACAUACGACUCGGUUUGGAAGUCAUGGAACCCAAAUAUAAUCAGAGACGCAUCGCCAUGGUCAAAUAUUUAGGAGAGCUUUAUUAUUAUCGCAUGGCCGACAGCAGCGACAUAUUGAAAGUCCUUUACCUUCUCAUAUCGCUCGGAGUGACUUUCAAUUACAACAAUCCAUCCCCUCUCGAUCCUCCGGGUCACACGUUUCGAUUGAGUUUGGUAUGCGUUCUCCUCGAAACUUGCGGACAGUAUUUGAGAUCCGCGACGUCUAGGAAAAAAUUGGAUUAUUUUUUGGUAUUUUUUCAAAAUUAUUUCUGGUACAAGUUCACGGAUCCGUUUUGGACGACGGAAAAUCCUUUUCCCCCGAGAUUGAGACACAUGGUGAGAGAUUGCCUGCUCAGCGUUCGUCCGAAAAUGAUCAUUUUUCACAAUUAUGCGGAAUCUCAAGAGGCCGUGGAAGAAUUGAAAAAACAUUUUCUGUCGAAAUUAAAAACGGAAAUCAAACAACCGACGGCGGCGACGACGACGACGACGACGACGGGCGUCGGAGAAUUGAAUCCCAUCGAUGAAAAAGAUGAGAGCGAAGUGGAAUUCGUUGAGGGAAACGACGAAGAAUGUUGCGAAGAUGAUGAACGGGAAUCGAGCGACGAAGAAAGUCAAACGUUCGAAGGUGGAAAUCCGAGUAGUCAAAGUCAAGGCGAGGACAUUCCCUCGAUCCUUUCCGAAAGCAACGAAAGUGAAAACCCUACGAAAAUGCAGGGAGUUCAAAAGGUCAAGUGUCAAGAAGACGAAGAUUUCAUGAACGCUUUCGACAAAUUGGUUGCCGAUCAAAUACAGGACAGAAUGAGAGAAAGGAUAACGCCUCAACAAAUCGACAUAUCCGUUCCUUUGCACGUUCGCGCGAACACGAAAAAAACGUACGAACAGUUGAAGGAGAAAAGCGAAGAAACUCAAACCGUUAAUUUUAUACUCAUGAUAAGAAAAGGAAACAAACACUCGUACAAGAGUCUCAACGUUCCCAUAAUGUCCGAACUCGCGAUCAAUUUAAAAGAACAGGAAAUGCUCGAAAGAAUGGAAAAGGAAAAGGUUAAAAAAUUAACACUGGAUAUAAACGAAAGGCUCGAAGAGGAAGAUUAUCAGGACAUGAUAAAUCAAACUCAAAGGCCGGCAGUUUCGAAUUUGAAUAGAGAAAGGAAGCAGAAGUACCAACAUCCGAAAGGUGCACCGGAUGUUGAUUUGAUAUUCGGUUCGAGUAAAGGAAAAUGA